AUGAUGCUGCUGAAGUCCAUGCUGUUCGGGCUGGGGUUACUCCCCUUCGGAGUUCUCGCGCUGGAUCCAAAGCUGGGUAACCGGACGGUUGAUCGCACCAUCGCUCUCCGAACGCACUCGAUCUACGCACCAUACAUCGAUCAGGACCUACAGAAUCGGUGGUGGGACUUUGGUGCAGAUGCAUACAUUAACACAAACAAGCACAUUCGGUUGACUCGGGAGCGGCCAUCACAAAUGGGUUGGUUAUGGUCCCGUGUACCACUGACUGCGGCCAACUUCGUUGUCGAAGUGGAGUUCAAAAUUUCCGGUGAAACGAGUCAUCUCUUUGGUGAUGGUCUAGCGGUUUGGUUCACAACAGCCCGUGCACAACCGGGGCCAGUAUUCGGCAGCAUUGAUGAAUUCGACGGUCUAGGUGUCUUCCUCGACACAUAUGCGAACUCGAGACAUUCGUACUCGUUCCCCCGGUUGAACGCUAUGCUUGGUGACGGAAAAACUACAUAUGAUCAGGAGCGUGAUGGAGAGAGGACAAGUAUCGGUGCUUGCUCGGCAAAUUACCGCCGCACAAAUGUCGCUACCAAAUUAAAGAUCACUUACAUUAAAGACACCUACUUGAAUGUCAAAGUGCAAUACAAAGCAUGGGACGAUUGGACUGAUUGCUUCACUGUCCAUGACAUUUCGCUUCCCAGCGCGCCUUACCUCGGCUUCUCCGCUAUGACAGGCGACGUGUUCGAUAGCCACGACAUUGUCAGUGUAACAACAUACUCCGCGAUACUCUCAAGUCCCGAUGCUCAACGCGACAAGCUCGCGGGGACGCGAUCGGCUAUUCUGCGGAUAUCCAAGGCCCCGUCAUGGAUAUGGACCAUCCUCAAGGUGGUGCUGUUCUUAUUAGUCGUUGCUGGUGUUUUGUACGCGUACAAGACGUGGGUGCUAUCGCAGGCGUCGGGAAGGCCGUUUGGUGCCACCCUCAUAGGCAAGGGUGCAACAGGAUUCGGUAGAUUGUAUGCCGAUGGCAAGAGAUUCUGA
Molecule: messenger RNA, 1023 nt
Organism: Sparassis crispa
Lineage: Eukaryota; Fungi; Basidiomycota; Agaricomycetes; Polyporales; Sparassidaceae
Product: L-type lectin-like domain-containing protein
Exons: 12
Coding region: 1-1023 (340 amino acids)
Biological process (GO): Golgi organization; endoplasmic reticulum organization; endoplasmic reticulum to Golgi vesicle-mediated transport
Cellular component (GO): Golgi membrane; COPII-coated ER to Golgi transport vesicle; endoplasmic reticulum membrane
Molecular function (GO): D-mannose binding
Source: RefSeq, a predicted model, not a curated record